This is a messenger RNA of Oncorhynchus mykiss (rainbow trout), 1779 nucleotides long. Lineage: Eukaryota; Metazoa; Chordata; Actinopteri; Salmoniformes; Salmonidae. The record is from RefSeq and is a predicted model, not a curated record.
GUAAAAAUAAACAACUAAUGGACUCGUUUUAUGAAUGCUUGGAUCGUGAAACUGAAAUAGAUUGGUAGCUAGUUGGUGAGGCUUUUUGAUUUAUUUGCCAGUUAAUUAACCUGAAGCUGGAAUUCCCAAGUUGUUCGGUGCUUACCGCUCAUGCCGGCGAGCAAGCGAAACAGACGGCUCGGCAGCGCAUCAAGUGUGACGUUACACAUCUGCCCCUAAACUCAUAAAUAUAAAUGGCUUUGCCCUCCGGCUGUCCUACGAAAGGAAAUUUCCCAUAAGGGACGCUAGUUGCAUGGAGGAUUUAGCAACGGUAACAAGCGAGCACGCUCAUUUUUUUCAACACAUAUUAAGGACAAUAGACGAAGUAUGUUUCUGAACGCUGCACCAGGCUUCAUUGUUGACAAUAUGACUGAGCGUCGAAGAUUACCGUUCGAUUUGAGCAGGGGCGCGCCACCCGCAGACGGCUUCGUCCGUCACCUUUACGGGCCAUGGCCCGGUUUAACCCGGAGCAUCUUAAUCGAAUUCCCUCGUUGGAAACCAUGUGUACAUAUUGCAUUGGUUCCGAAUGCUUAAGAAGACACUACAUACUACUGCUGUGUGUGGUAGUAGUGGGGUGUACUGUGGCUGUCAUAAGUCUGUUUGCCCAGAAAAACAAUCUAAUUGCACAGAGACAGCAGUCAAAUAUUGAAACCUCUGCGGCAGAGAGGGAAGAGAUGAAGUCUCUGAAAUCAGAGGACUACAGCGUUCUUCUAAAUAUGAUUUUAAAGCAGGAAGGGUGGAAGUAUAUCAACUCCAGUUUGUACUACAUCUCUACUGAGACCAAGUCCUGGGGUGAGAGCAGACCUUACUGCCAACGGAAGGGAUUGGACCUGGUGACCAUAAACAGCAAAGACGAAGAGGACUUUCUCCUUGAAGUGGUCCGUGCUAAGAAGUUGGAUGUAGCCUGGAUUGGUUUUUCUCCCAACAACACAAAGGAGAUAUCUACACGGGUGAAGAGAGGUGUGGGGUCAGAAGACGGUGCUCAGGAAGAGGACUGUGCUAAGCUUACGGUAUACGAGACACCUGCAGUGAAAGAAGUAACCGGGAGACAAUGUGGGACACAAAAAUACUGUAUUUGUGAAAAAUACCUGGAUGUCAAAUACAAUGUAAGCAAGAGAAACCGUUAACUUGUUCUUCUGAAAGGAUUCGACUUUUUAAAAUGGAGGGAACAACUGCUAGCUUCAAUGUUUCUUUUUAAAUGGAGGGAACAACUGCUAGCUUCAACUUCUUUUUAAUGGAGGGAACAACUACUAGCUUCAAUGUUUCUUUUUAAAUGGAGGGAACAACUACUAGCUUCAAUGUUUCUUUUUAAAUGGAGGGAACAACUGCAUUUUCCAAGAAGCAACUGUUAGUCAUUCCAGUUAGGUUGGUGAGGGUUUUUUACCCUGAAAUACACAUCUGCACCGAAUAUUAAGACAAGUUAAAAGGGUAGUUUUCUGUGGUAGAAAACCCCCCCUGCAUUGUUCCAAUACGCAAAAGCACUUUCAGUCAAUAAGCUUUCCAUUUUAUCCAGACAGUUUUCAACUGAAGUCAAUGGGCAGAUUGAUAAAAACAUUUAAUUAUUAUUUGUUUUAAAGUAAACAUAAAUAUUUCACAUUAAUUUCACGUAAAAACAACAUUUAGUAAAACAUUGUGUUUAGACCGGGGGGCGGAUACAGCAGGGUAGGAACACACACCGUACACACACCGUACACACACACAGCAGGGUAGGAACACACACCGUACACACACACACACACA